AUGAAUCACACUUUGUCGCAGCGGCAGACAGUAAUGGAUGCCAACAGCGGUCGCAGAGUUAUAAAUCAGAAUAAGAUUGUACCGCGUCGACAACAUCAGUCUCAUCCCAUGCAAAAUUAUCCAGGUGAACAAUCUGUACAAUAUCCGCAAAACUCCGCGCAACUUGCACCAAACCCGAGGUUACAGCAGCAGCAACAGCUACAGCAACAGCGACAACAGCAGCAACAACAACAACAGCAACAACAGCAACAACAGCAACAACAGCAACAACAGCAACAACUACAACAAAUACAACAACAACAACUACAACAGCAGCAGCAGCAACAACAACUACAACAGCAACAGCAGCAACAGCAACAACAGCAGCAACAGCCACAACAGCAACAGCAACAUCCACAACAACCUCAGAGAGGACUACCUCAACAAAGAACUAUAGACGACGAAGCACCUUUGGUCUCCGACACCUGUGCGGUUAAUUCCAAAGAGCUUCUUAAUGCUUACAUUUACGACUAUCUACUGAAAAGCGGUUUUUCCACUGCAGCUGGGGCUCUUUUCCGCGAGGCAAAUAUGCCAUCCAAUGAUGGCAGACUCGCGGCUAGUAAAGCAAAAGUGUCGGUAAAUAUGGGAAAGAUGAAGGGCAGCGACUCUUCAGGGGCAGCAGCGGCAUCUGGCGCGGGUCUAUCAGGCUCCGUAUUUCCAUCAUCUCUACCAGGUUCUAGAAUGACAAUGGACUCUCCACAAGGUUUUCUUUAUGAGUGGUGGCUGAUUUUCUGGGAUGUCUUCAAUGUUAGAACUGAACGCGGUGGAUCUGCAAAUGCAAGCAGAUACUAUCAGUAUAUUAAUCUAAAGAUGAAGCACGAUCAGGAGCAACUCCCGCGGCCACUGCACAAUAUGGAUGCGGCCGCAUUUCAGAAAUCUGAAGAUGCUAGAGGACCCAGUGUUCCCAACGGCCCAAACGGCCCAAACGGCCCAAACGGUUUAAACGUUGUCGGUGGUCCUAGCACGGUAACCGCGGCCGCUCAAAGAUUGGGAAUAAUCCGCGGGUCUCCCCAGGGGAUUCAGGUACUGCAGGCACAGGCACAGGCACCGCAGGGACAGCUCACACAAGAUCCGCAUGCGCCAUUGGGUCCGAUGGGUCCGAUGGGCCCGAUGGUUCCCCUCAAUUCGCUGGGUCCCUACAGUCCAAUGGGUCCAGUGGUCCCUCAUGGCACUCCGCAGGCAGUGGCCCAGGCGCAGCUGAGUAGUCUUAGAGAACUACAGCAGCAGGGUCGACAGCCACCACGGGGUGCUGUUCAAUCAGGUUCUGCAGAUUCAUCGGGAAAUUCUCAGCGACCUUUGCGGCCUAAUGGGGGGCUGCCUUUACAAGGCGUUCAUGGGGAAGUCGCUGUCCACACUAGUUCGGGAGCUCCACCAUGGGGCCCGUCGUUAGGCGUAUCACAAGGAAUGCUGGUGCAGCCUGGUCAAUAUGGCCCUGGAGGUCCUGGUGGUCCUUCUGCGGGAAAGCCUGGUCCAUAUAUGGCUAAUUUUCAGGGGCAACCUCAAGCGCCUCAGCAGGUUUCUCGGCAGGUUUCCCAGCGGGUUUCUCAGCAGGGACCCCAACACAGCCCGCAACAAGCUUCUUCGCAAGGGCUCCGGCUGGGUCCGCAGGGUUCUCGUGUCUCUCAAGGGCAUUCUCAAAUUCAGCCAGUGAUUGUUCGACGCGUUUCCCAGGGGCAAAUGUCGCGGGGCUCAAGAGUUCCUUCAAAUGGUCAUGGUGCAUUGGCCCCGUUGGGAGCUGUGCCGUCGGAUGAUACUGCUAUUAAGGAGUAUGAAAAGCAAUUGAAAUUAAUGGAAAGUCAGAACCGCAAAAGGAUGGAAACGCAGGGGGCUAAUAGUGCCAAUGCAGUCAACGAUAAGAACGAGGAUAAUAAUUCAAAUAGUAUAAACAGUGCAAAUCGCAGUGCCCGUGCAGUCCGGGGUGGCGGCCGUCGUAGCUCGAUCGGUCUUGCAGGGCCUUUGAGCGCUCCAGACACGUCGAAAAUGGUGUCAGAUUUUGCCUCCAUGACAGGUCAAUUUUCCCACUCCGCAGGUUCAACUGCCUCUGGAGGCCGACCACUCACAGCAGUGAUGUCGUUCAAUAAUAGGGGAAACUCGGGUGGUUCAGCAAGUCGUCCUGGGCAAAGUAGAAAUGCUGGAGCGCCGGGUCCAUCAGGGCCACCGGGUCCACCGGGUGGAAAGAUAUCGCUGUCCGUGCCGGCCACACCUAUAACCCCUCAGGGAUUUCCAUCGACGCCGCAGAGUGGUCUGGGUAUUGGCAUAGGAUCCGGCGUUGGUGUUGGAGUGGCCCUCGGCACGAAACGCAAGGUUCCUCUCAACAACGGCUCUGCAAAUUCGUCCGAGGGCUCAAGCAGCAACGGACACUCCACCAUCAAAGAGGGUGAAGAAUUUGCCGUUAAUCAGCCGCAGCAGCGACAGCAACGACAGUAUCAUCGCCGUGAUGGCGGCAUCGCGGUGGCCCGUGGUGUGAAACAGAUGAAGAUGAGUGGUUUUUCUUCAAGGCAAACGCGAAAAAGUCCCGGUAGUGAGGAUAGCAGUGGUAGUGUGCCGGAGAGCGUAGGCGCCACGAUGCAAGGGGCCACCGCUGACAGUAGUGGAACAAAUAAUAGCGUGGCUGGUAUUCAAUCAGCACCUUCUACUGCUGUUAAUACGGGACCAAGCACAGCGCAGGACUUUGAGCUCGACCACGCAGCAUCACACUCGUUCCUCCAGGACCUUGGCGGUGGAUCUAAUGACCUCUUCGACUUUGACACGUUAUUGGGCACCGACCAAGAAACGUCCCACAAUGUCGGAUUGAAGGAGGUGUUUAAUUGGGGUGAAUCUGUAGAUGCUCACGAAAUUUAA
Messenger RNA from Brettanomyces nanus, 2880 nucleotides. RefSeq lists its product as uncharacterized. The record is from RefSeq and is a predicted model, not a curated record. The transcript has a single exon. Gene Ontology annotation, molecular function: protein binding. Lineage: Eukaryota; Fungi; Ascomycota; Pichiomycetes; Pichiales; Pichiaceae. Bases 1 to 2880 code for a protein of 959 amino acids. Gene Ontology annotation, cellular component: nucleus.